AGGCACAAAGAGACCUUGGCUCCAGCGCAGCCCGGCCCGGGCCAGCGCGCCCCGGGUCCGCGCAGCCGCGCCCCGGCCGGCCCGGGGUCCCUUCCAAGGCUCCCUGGAUAAUGGCCGGGACUCCACCGUCCCCCUCACUAGGGACUGCUGCUCACUCCAUCUGACCGCCCUCCAUCCCCUCCAUCUCCUCCCCGUUCCGGGCUCCCCCUGGGCUCCCAGCCCUCUCUCCAGUCCAUCCGUCUGUCUAUCAGCGCGCGCAACCUCCGGCCACCGGCUUGGAUGGACGCACCAGGGCUGCCGGGGCGUCCAGGGGUCUCGCUUCCGAAGUUGAUCCUGCUCUUUAUCUACGCAGACAAUUGUCUUGCUCAGUGCGGCAAAGACUGCAGAUCUUACUGCUGUGAUGGAACCACACCCUACUGUUGUUCCUACUAUGCUUAUAUUGGGAAUAUCCUCUCGGGCACUGCCAUCGCUGGCAUCGUGUUUGGAAUUGUAUUUAUCAUGGGGGUCAUCGCCGGAAUCGCCAUCUGCAUCUGUAUGUGCAUGAAAAACAACCGCGAGACCCGGGUGGGCAUUAUCAGGGCCGCCCACAUCGACGCCAUCUCUUCCUACCCUGUGGCACCACCCCCCUAUAGUUACAACCAUGAGAUGGAGUGCUCUGCAGACUUGCCUCCACCAUACUCCCCGACACUGCAGCCUUCAGCACAGCGUUCUCCACCUCCUCCUUAUCCUGGAAAUUCAAGGAAAUAAUUCUCCCAGUGCAGAAUACAUGCCCAUCAGUAAUCAGUAACGCCUCUACUUGGAAGCAGUUGGGAAAAGAUUACUCAGGUGUAUUUCAGGUGCAAUGUCAAGGCUAAGAGAUACAGGGUUUUUAUCCUGCUCAGAGCUGACCCCAACUGGAGUAUUAUGCUUGGUUCUCUGGGACCAUAUUUUAAGAGCUUUACUGGUCAACUUAAUUAAGCACAUUCAGAGAAGAGUAAAAUUGACAAAACAUCUGAGAAUCAUGCUGUUUAAGAAAUAGAUGAAGGAAACAGCAGUAUGGAUCCUCGGAAAGAGAAGACUUGUGUAGACAAGGGAGUGGCCUGGCAUACAGAACAACUUUAUUCUGUGUAGCUUUAAAAAUCAGAACCAGAAUUGUUCAAUCUUUCAUUAUCUCUCAAUGCAUUUGGAGUGCCUAAGAACCUUGUACUGUUUAAGGCAUUGACUGGAAGUCAAUGGGAGGGAACUUUGAUUUCAGCAUAAGAAAGAUCAUUUUAAUAAUUGGAACUUUCUCAAUGGUAAGAUUGCUUUGUGAAGCUCCCUGUUAUUAAGACUUUUCUGACAAAACCUGCCUGUCUCUGGUAGAGAAAAGCUCUAGAAGGGAUACCUAAACCAAGUAGUAGAGAGCCCAUUGGACCCUAAAAGUUCUGCUCAUGUUUUAGGUAAGGAUGAAAUGAAUUUCAUUGCCUCCAUGAUGAAAAUAACAGGAAUUGUUGAAUCUUAAUCAUUUAAUUUGAGAGUUAAAAUAGGCUAUGAAUGACUCAAAAGCUGCUUUAAGUCAAGAACCUUCAAUGCUAGCUACUGCCACCUAAAAAUUAUCUGACUAUUUCACGGAUAUGACCAAGGUUAAAAAAUUAUAUAAAUUUCCACGGGCAACAAACACUUUACUUCAGAGCAAAAGAUAUAAAACCAAAUAUUGCCACUAGAUUUUACUUCAGGAAGUAAAAUCUCAGAACUGGACCAUGAAGAAGAUAUAGAGCAGACUUGCAAAAAGAAGUAAGAAGGAAAAAUGAAGUUGAUUCUGUGGAAUUCCAUUCAAGUGUAGUUUUAGACCAAUUUUUCCUUCUCUUUUAUAACAUUUUGAUCUUCUAUUCCCUUGGAAAACAUAUAUAGUUAAGGGAAUGGUUAAUAUAUUGGCAUCAAAAAGUUACCUUUGAGCAAAAUGUAAAUCUUAUAAAGUGCCUAUCAUUAAGUAUAAAAGCUUUAAAAGUAAUUCUAAUGUGCCCUAUUUUGCUGCAAGUGACCUUAACAUUUAUAUUUUUAUUUGGGUUCUUUCAUGUAUUUAAAAAUUGUACAUUGAGCAAAUAUUGAGAAUAGAUGAGAUUUUUGUGCCAUUUUGCAAUUAAUUCUGAAAAGUUUAAUCCUGUAUCAUCACCAUAAUUCAAUGAAAUCCCAAACCAAUGCUAAGAAUUUUACAGAAUAAAACAAUCAAAAGAAAUAUCUUAAGAUAUAAAUUAUAGUUUCAUUGAUCUGAGUGAAAAUUGCCGGUGAGGUCUGAAGUCUACAUUUGUUUCGAACAACUUGCUGAUUUCUAGGCACUGAUGAUUUUCUUAAAUAGGAAGACAGAAAGCAUUCAAGACUUCCAGCCUCUUGUAGUGAAGGUCUUCCUUACUUAUAUAAGGAUUUUUGCACAAUUUUAACAAUACAUAUGCCUCACAAUUUUAACAGUACAUAUGUUUUAAUUUAUUUCUUAUCUACAAGUGUAAUCAGACCCAGUUAUGUUUCAGCUUUGCAACUCAAAGUGCCAAGGUCUCCCUGAUUUUGAGAAUGUUGGUUGUCAAUAUACCAUGUAUUCCUCAAGAAAAAUAGAGAGGAAAGGGCCACUGGAAGUCAAGUUCUCAUCAUCUUCACUGCCAAUAAACAUUUAUUGCAUACCUCCUGUGUUCUGCAAACACUGCCCGCAUAGGAGUCAGUGUAUUCCACACCAUCUCCCUUUUGAAUUGUUAUGGCCUCCCUUAAGGUAUAUCACAAAUCCAUAAUUCCACAGUAUAUGAGUAUUUUUACUAUGUAUAUGUAAUGUCACAAUAGCAAAAAGUGUACAUUAUCAGUGUAGACUUUUGGAGUUCACUGUACUCAUAGAUGAUGCUUCUUGGGGAAAAUAGUAUAUCAUGUGAAAGAUUUGGAUUAUGGUUAUUUAAAAACUAAUGUAUUUUCUGUGGCCAAAGUGCUUCCAAUAAGCAAUAAAAUGAAAGAGCCCAUUAUAACAAGGGUUAUAUUUUAA
Molecule: messenger RNA, 2977 nt
Organism: Choloepus didactylus (southern two-toed sloth)
Lineage: Eukaryota; Metazoa; Chordata; Mammalia; Pilosa; Megalonychidae
Gene: CYYR1
Product: cysteine and tyrosine rich 1
Exons: 4
Coding region: 280-747 (155 amino acids)
Source: RefSeq, a predicted model, not a curated record